AUGUCAACUCGGACACUUUUCUUCAAUGGCCGUAUUCUGAUGGAUACCGGCGGUGGUCAGGAUGAAGACGUCUCUUUUGCGGAUAGCAUGUUGAUUGAGGAUGACAAGAUCAUAGCCAUCGGGUCAUACACAGAUGUGGUUUCUUCCGGAAACUGUUCAGAUCUUGACCGGCGAGACCUUGCACAGCGGGUCAUUCUUCCUGGUUUCAUAGACGGCCACAUGCACCUCCUCCUUCUUGGGCAAUCGCUUCGCAAACUUGACUUGAAAUUUUGCAAGUCCGUGGAAGAUAUCAAAUCAACAAUCAAAGAGUAUGCAGUCAUGAACCCAGAGAAGCCCAGUAUUCAAUGCAAAAACUGGAUGCAUUCAAUGACUCCCAACGGUGUAACAGCGGCCAUGCUUGAUGAUAUCGAUCCUCGACCGAUUUUCAUUGAUGCAAGUUCUCAACACUCAUGCUGGUGUAACACUGCCGCUCUGACAGAGCUAGGAGCUGCAGAUAUGCCAGAUCCUGCUGGUGGCAAAAUUCACCGAGACGCCGAAGGGAAUCCUUCUGGUGUUCUUGAUGAAGGUGCCAUGAUGUCCGUUAUCUGGCCAUUCCAAGCCGUGUCAAGCUCAAAGGAGGAUCGAAUGCAGGCUAUUCGGUCAGCAGUUCGAGAAUACAAUGCGGCUGGCUAUACCGGUGUGGUAGAGAUGGCCAUGGAUGAAGAAGCGUGGGACUCUCUCGUCACCCUGCGCGCUAUGGAUCCUGAAUUCGCUCUGAGAGUCUCAGCAUAUUGGCUCAUCAAGCCCACUUCGAGUCCAGAGGAUAUCUCUCGGCAAAUUGAACGGGCUCGUGAGCUUUUCCAGCAAUACAACACCGCAACAAGUCCCGAUCUCCGUAUUGUGGGUGUGAAGGUCAUCUGCGAUGGGAUCAUUGAUGCUUGCACAGCCUUUCUGUCACAACCUUACGCCCCAGCAGACUCGCCUCCACCGAUUUGGGAGCCAGAGAACUUGGAUCAGGUUGUAAAAGAAGCCGAUUCUGCCGGCCUACAGAUUGCUCUGCAUGCAAUUGGCGAUGCGGCUAUCAAGAUGGCCAUCGAUGCAAUUGAAAAGCAUGCGACACCAGGGAGACGGCACCGAAUUGAGCACCUCGAGCUUGCAUCUCCAGAAGAUGCAAAACGACUGGGUGAGUUGGGAUUAACGGCUUCGAUCCAACCGGUUCAUGCCGAUCCUUCAAUCCUGACGGAAUGGCCUCGUUUGCUGGGGAAAGAUCGUUGCCAGCGUGCAUUCGCAUACCGAGAGUUUGCCGAUGCUGGUGCUCUGAUGGCAAUUGGUAGUGAUAGUCCAACUUCACCGUGGAUGCCAAUGCAGAACCUUUAUGUUGCAACAACACGACGCUCUGCCAGAGAUGAAGAAUAUUCUCAGACUGUAAAUGAGCACUUCAAACUCAAUUUGUGCGAGUCUAUGAUUGCAGCAACAGGAGGUGCAGCUCGAAGUGUUUUUGCAGAAGACAGGACAGGAAAUUUAGCAGUGGGAAAAUUGGCAGACUUUGUCAUUGUUGAUAUGAAAUGGGAUGCUAAUUAUUUGUUGCAAGCCAAGACCAUGGAGACGUGGUAUGGAGGAAAGCAAGCAUGGAGUUUUGUAAAAGUGGAUUACACUGUGAAGACCUAG
Molecule: messenger RNA, 1647 nt
Organism: Penicillium nucicola
Lineage: Eukaryota; Fungi; Ascomycota; Eurotiomycetes; Eurotiales; Aspergillaceae
Product: amidohydrolase
Exons: 1
Coding region: 1-1647 (548 amino acids)
Molecular function (GO): hydrolase activity, acting on carbon-nitrogen (but not peptide) bonds
Source: RefSeq, a predicted model, not a curated record